Mesorhabditis spiculigera is the source of this 969-nucleotide messenger RNA. The record is from the annotation of a GenBank genome assembly. NCBI's taxonomy places the organism in Eukaryota, Metazoa, Nematoda, Chromadorea, Rhabditida, Rhabditidae.
AUGAGUUCCGAAGAUGAUCUAUGGUUGGACGAGGUCGGAUUGAAAGAGGGCCGCUGUUUUGAGACGACCAGCCGCCAAUACCACUUGGACAAGAUACUCGGCGAGGGCGGUUUUGGAGUCGUUUUCCAAAUUACCACUCAAAGCGGGCCGAAAGAGACGUUCGCGAUGAAGGUCGAAAAGAAGAUCGAGACCCGACUUCAUUCCAAGCUCAAAAUGGAGAUUGCCAUCCUGAAAAUGGUAUCUGGGGAGCGGCGCGGGCCAAACGAGAAGAACCAUUUUACGGCCAUCAUCGACAAAGGCAAACGGGAUCCCCACUACUACUUUAUCAUCAUGCAACUCGUUGGGAAGAGCCUGGACGAUCUGAAGCGACUUCGUGAUCACAAUGUGUUCUCCGUCGGCACCGGGCUUGCCGUUGCCAGCCAAUGCCUUGAGGCCGUCGAGGAUUUGCACAAAUAUCACUUCAUCCAUAGGGAUCUAAAAGCUGAGAACUUUGCUUGCGGACUCCCUCCCCAUGUGCGCACCAUCUACAUCCUCGACUUUGGCAUUGCGAGGCGCUUUACGAACAGCAAAAACGAGCUGAAGACGCCGCGCAGCUACGUGCGUUUCAAGGGGACCGUGCGGUUCGCCUCGUUGGCGUGCCACAAGAAUGCCGAGCUGUCGGUGAAGGACGACUUGGAGUCGUGGUUCUAUUUGCUGCUCGAUCUGCUGGUUAUUGGUGGCCUUCCUUGGCGGCGUCUGCGCGAUCGCAACGAUGUGAUGCGCUCGAAGGAGUUGUCGCGACAGAACAAGGAGGCACUCUACGGGCAGUUGAAGUAUAAAGAUGAAUACCACGAGCUUCUCCAAUACAUCGAUCGCCUCCAGUAUAUUGACACCAUUGACUACAAGAUGGUCUACGACAAGUUGAAGAAGAUCGCCACCAUGCACAGCGUCUCUUUCGACGACCCAUACGAUUUCGAGAGGUCCAACUAC